CUGCACACAACAUUACCUCAUAAAACUCUCUCUCUCUCUCUCUCUCUCUCUCUCUCAGAAAAGAUGGUGAUUGUGAAUGCUGAAAAUAUCCCAUCAGCGCCAAUUCACCCGCCGCCACCUCCGGCAUCUUCUCCGCCACCCACAUCCGCUCCAACGGCGUUACCUCUGUCCACUAGUCCGCCAGCCAGUAAUAACAGCAGUGCGGUUCCCGUGGUCAUCAGCCCCUGCGCUGCAUGCAAGAUCCUCCGGCGUCGGUGCAUCGAUAAGUGCGUGCUAGCCCCGUACUUCCCACCGACUGACCCGUACAAGUUCACCAUCGCCCACCGAGUCUUUGGGGCUGCUAACAUCAUCAAGCUCUUGCAGGAACUGCCGGAGUCGCAAAGAGCGGACGCAGUCAUCAGCAUGGUGUACGAAGCGAAUGCGAGGCUGAGGGACCCGGUCUAUGGGUGCUCGGGUACGAUUAGCCGGCUCCAGAAACAGAUAAGCGAGCUACAGGCGGAGCUGGCCAAGAUGCAGGCGGAGUCUGUCAACAUCCAGUGCCAAAAUUCCCACUUACUAGCUCUGCUUUGCAUGGAAAUGGCAGGGACCCAGCAGGCCGGGGACCCCACAAGUAAUUGUAACAAUGUUACCAUGCAUCAGCAGCAGCAGCCGCAGCAACAGCAAUAUAUGAUCGAUACGAGUGGUUUCUUGGAUGACAGCAGCCUCAGCUCCGGCUGGGAAACACUUUGGGGCGCUUAAGUAGAGCAUAAGCCCUCUGCCCCUACUGAAAGGGAUUGGGAGAGACAAUUUAUGCGUAGAUAUAUACAUACAUAUAUUAUACAGGAUAAAUUAGGAAGUUAUUGAAGAAAUGUCAAUAAAGAGAUCGUCACAUAUUUGAUGUACCAUUUGUGUUUAGUUUUAGGAGAAAUUCAAAUUAGAGUCAAACCCGAAGAAAAGAAGGAAAAGUGAGCUAGGGGUUGUCUCA
Molecule: messenger RNA, 964 nt
Organism: Punica granatum (pomegranate)
Lineage: Eukaryota; Viridiplantae; Streptophyta; Magnoliopsida; Myrtales; Lythraceae
Source: RefSeq, a predicted model, not a curated record